This is a messenger RNA of Monopterus albus (swamp eel), 4769 nucleotides long. It is a transcript of the gene zfr2, whose product is annotated as zinc finger RNA binding protein 2. NCBI's taxonomy places the organism in Eukaryota, Metazoa, Chordata, Actinopteri, Synbranchiformes, Synbranchidae. Gene Ontology annotation, cellular component: precatalytic spliceosome. Bases 104 to 3238 code for a protein of 1044 amino acids. The transcript has 19 exons. The record is from RefSeq and is a predicted model, not a curated record. Gene Ontology annotation, molecular function: single-stranded RNA binding; double-stranded RNA binding; zinc ion binding.
UUCGUCUGACGCAGUUCGGGCGUUUCAGAGCAGUCUUUGGAGGGUGAAUUAUUUUGACAACCAAUUUCAUCUUUGACGUUGGCUGCCAGUACUGUAUGUCAAGAUGGCUGCGAGCAAUUAUUUCGGCUUCACACAUGGUGCCGGUCCGCAAUACAGUACUCAGCCUCCCACAGCCUACUCCCAUCCCUCCACAGCCAGUUACACUGUCCAGCAGGCUCCAGCUGUGGCUCAUGCAGUGACUGCAUCCUACUCUCCAUCUCCAGUCCAGGCAGCCCAGCCUGUGGUUUCUGCCCCUUACCCUGCCUAUCAGAGCCACCAGGCCCCCCCAGACUAUGCCUACAGGCAGCCAGACCCCCCGGCCCCCCCUCAGCCCACCACAACCCCACAGACGUACCAGGUAUACUCAGACACGGAUAACUACAGCUACGGACGCCCUGCUGCUGUGACUACAUAUGAUAAUAAACAGUACUACCAGACAAGUAUAGCUCAGAGGACACCUACAGAGAAUUACUACCAGACUGUAGGAGUGAAGAGCGCCUACAGUCCAGUGCCCUCGACUGUGUACAGCCAGCCACCUCCUCCCCAGAGGCAGGUUACAGCCCUGAAACCUUUGGCUCCCUCCAGCUCUGUGUCCACCAGCUACAACAUCUAUCCAGUGUCCACCAGUGUCCAGCAGCCUCCAACGCCCAUUUCAUCCUACACCCUCGGCUCCUCCUUCAGCUCCUCUGUUUCAGCUACUUCCUAUUCAGGCAUUAGCUACUCUAGCUAUGAUUCAACUGGCUAUACCUCUACUUCCACCCCUUCUUAUUACCAGCCGGCCCAGCAGACUCUCGCCCAGCCGCAGCCUCCACCGCAGCAACCGCAGCAGCCCCAACGGCCCCAGCCCCCCAUCCAGCCUCCACCCAAACAGCUGACAAGCUCAUCCUGGAGCAACUCAGGAAGCAACAUGGUGACAGUUCCAGCUGGAAACAUCUACAAAAAGCCGACAUUUCACCAGAACAAGCUGCAGAAGGCCAAAGGGCCUCCCAAGCCGCCACAGCUCCAUUACUGUAACAUUUGCAAGAUCAGCUGUGCAGGGCCUCAGACAUACCGAGAGCACCUUGAGGGCCAGAAACAUAAGAAAAAAGAAGCGGCCCUGAAGUCUGGUGUUCAGACGGGGACCAGCAAUGGGCCGAGAGGGGUCCAGACUCAGUUACGCUGUGAGUUAUGCAACGUCUCCUGCACUGGAGUGGAUGCCUACGCCGCCCAUAUCCGAGGAGCCAAACACCAGAAGGUGGUGAAACUUCACACCAAGCUGGGCAAACCUAUACCUUCCACUGAGCCUGUGUUGGUGAAUUCUGCUCCAGUUGUCACAACCUCGACAGCUGGGAAAGCUCCGGUCUCCAGCUCCACUCCUGCCUCUGUUUCUACCACUUCGACUCCCACUGCAACACCCAAACAGGUGGCUGUAAACACCCCGGCUAAAACCACACCGCCAGUCAAGAAACCAGCUUCUUCCAAAAUAAUGGUCAUUUCCACGAAGCCAGCCAGCACCCCAGCAGCUGCAGCAGUGACAGCAGCAGUGGUGGCAGUGCCAGUCAAGGUUGAGGAGCCCUUGCACCAGUCACUUCUGAAGAUGGAACCUCAGAGUGAGGAUGAGGACGGUGACAGAGCUGGAGGUCAGGGUGACAUCCAGCCAGUGGGGCACGACUAUGUGGAGGAGGUCCGCAACGAUGAUGGCAAAGUGAUUCGAUUCCACUGUAAGCUAUGUGAGUGCAGCUUCAAUGACCCCAAUGCUAAAGACAUGCAUCUGAAGGGAAGAAGGCACAGAUUGCAGUAUAAGAAGAAAGUGAACCCAGAGCUUCCUGUGGAGAUCAAGCCCAGUAAUCGGGCCAGGAAGUUGCAAGAGAGCAAGCUGAAGAAGCAGAAGCAGAAGGCGGUUCUGAAGAGACAGAGGGACGAUGAGCAGCGCUGGCACAUGGAGAUGAGGUCAGAGUCGUGGCCGGAGAUGAGGCGAUAUGAGGAGGACAUGUAUUGGAGGAGGAUGGAGGAGGAGCAGAUGUACUGGGGGGAACAGAGACGCAGGAUGGGUCCUCUACCUCUGAUGAGCCGCCCUGGUAUGCCAGUGCCCCCUCUACUGACAUGUGUGCGCCGGCCUGACUCUCCUGACGACCGUCACAUCAUGGCUAAACACUCCACCAUUUACCCAGUGGAAGAGGAGCUGCAGGCUGUUCAGAGGAUCGUCUCCCACUCUGAGAGAGCCCUAAAACUGGUGUCAGACUCCCUGCUGGAGAAAGAGAUGCCAGCUGUUGCUCCAGCUGCUACUGAAGGAGGAGAUGAAAAAUGUACUGAGAACUCAGCCCGGCUGCUCAAAGGUGUGAUGAGGGUGGGUAUUCUGGCCAAAGGCCUGCUGCUUCGUGGCGACCGGAAUGUGGAGCUCAUCCUGCUGACUGCUAAGAAACCCACCAUCUCUUUACUGAAGAGCAUCACCAAGCAGCUGCCUAAGGAACUGGCGACAUUUUCUGAAGAUCAGUAUGAGGUGCAGGCUCACCCCGAGGAGGCGAACAUCGUGAUAGUUUCAAGCAAGGAGCCCAAAAUGCAGGUGACCAUUUCUCUCACCUCGCCGCUGAUGAGGGAGGACCCUGCUGCUGAGAAGGACAAGCAGGCAGGAGGAAAAGCGGCUGAGAAAGGUGUGGCUGACAAGGACCCUCCUGAUCUUUUGAAUAAGAAGAAAUGUCUAGAAUACCUGGCUGCUCUCCGUCACGCCAAGUGGUUUCAGGCUCGUGCCAAUGGACUGCAGUCCUGUGUGAUCAUCAUCCGGGUGCUGAGAGAUUUAUGCCAGCGGGUGCCCACAUGGGGGAAGAUGCCCAGCUGGGCAAUGGAGCUGCUGGUGGAGAAGGUGAUCAGCAGUGCUGCAGGCCCGCUCAGCCCAGGGGAGGCCAUGCGCAGAGUCCUGGAGUGCAUCUCCACAGGCAUACUGCUGCAAGAUGGACCAGGGUUGAUGGACCCCUGUGAGAAAGAGCCAACAGAUGCUUUGGAAAGCAUGAUGCUUCAAGCUAGAGAGGACAUUACUGCCAGUGCACAGCAUGCACUGCGGCUCCUUGCUUUUCGUCAGAUCCAUAAAGUUCUGGGCAUGGAGUCCCUGCCGGCGUCCAAGGCCAGUGCCCGCAACCGCAAACGUCGGCGGGAUGUCAGCGACACCGGGGAGGGAGAAGGGGAAGGCAAAAAAGACAAGAAGGAAGAAGCAGGAAGUGCUUGACCUCUGCUUGCGGAGCUAAGGCACUUGCUAAUUUAGAGACUGGUAGAAUGUCACAACUUUAAACUUUUCUUAUCUUGAAAACAAUUUUAACAAGCAGCUAUACACAUAUGAAUAUAACCGACUUUACAGGUUACACGUCUACCCUUGAAUUAUGUGUUGGAAGAGAAGAAUGACUGAAGUUUGAGGAUCUGUACUGCAAAUCCGUCUCACAUAUAACGAUCUGUUGCAGAUGUAAAAACGUCUAAAGCGUGCAACAAAAAUUGGCUCAGUAAAAAAUUAAGUUACAGAUUGUAUCAUUCCAUUUCAGUAGAGCUGCACACUAACUACUGGCCAUUGCUCCCUUUAUUCACAGCAGUUGAGCCACCCCUGUCACCUACCAAUGUAUUGUUUUCUAUGAUAUUAAAGCCUAGAGUACCAUUAAAUCAUCAGCACCUUACACUUUAUUUCCAGGUUUUCUCUGUGAAGACGAGUCUGAGCUCAGCUUUUCAGACCAUUUCAGUUUUACCAUCAGACUCUCAAGUCAGGACUCAGUAAACAAAGGUUGGUGCAUGACAUUUGUACGCUGAAAGGUGUUUUUCAGUCUGUGUAAAAUAGAAAAUAAAGGUGUGGGUUUUGUUGAUGAAGGUUUGAAACUGUGAGAUCAGAGCAGACUGAUGUGUUCAGGAUGUACAUACACAGUAAUGUAAUGUUUGUUGUGCCUGAAAUGACACUCUAGUGUUGAGUGAAUGUCAAAUGUCCUUCCUGAACUUCUCAUGUUCUCUUUGCUCCUGUUGUCAACAUGUCCUGAUACAUUUUUGAGAAGUUGAGAGAGAUUAGACAAACGUUUUGAAAUCCAGCCAAAGGCCCAGCAAUCGCACUAUUGUAAACGAGGCUACCCUGAAAUACCUACCCCCUGAAAACUCAUCAAGGUUUCAUAAGAAACCUUCAAAGACAAAGAAGGCUGCUUUGUGCAACAUCCCCCAAGAGGUUUUCUUUAGUGCUCUUACUGGAAAGUUGAUCUGGCUCCAAACAGAUCAGUAUGUGUUGCACAGUGGGUGGCAUGCUGAGAAAGACAACGUCACUGUACGCAGCCAUAAGUUUAUCAUUUAAAUAAUAUACUUGGUAAUCUUUCUUCUUCCAGGGUAUGGUUAGCAGGUCAGAUACACUUUAGAGUAAAAAAGGACUUGAUAUCUACUGUAAUGAACAAAUGGUUCUAGUUCUUCCUUGUGCCUGCAUCAUGUUGUGUAUUACAGAGGACUGACUAAAGGGUGAAAUGUAGGAGUCUUUUUCGUGUCCUUAUAUUUACCUUAUUUCACAGAGAUAUAGGGCCAGGAAGGUACAAUUGCACAACUCUUUGGCUUAAAAGUUGAUGUGAGAAUUACCGUGGGUUUGAUUUACCAAGAGCAUCAUAUACAGGUGUUGCUUAUUUUAUUUCUGAAGGACGUUAAAAUCUAUUUUGUAUUGUUUAAAGGUGAAGCGUGAGCGUUGCUGUCCUAUUAUUUGAAUGUGUUUGUAGUGUUGCUGAAAUUAAGGGGAUAUAUUAAACAUUAUU